AUGGGAUCUGUGUCUUUGAAGAUCGGAGAUGGAACCGCCAGAUUCCGGCGAACAAGUAUAUGCUCCUCCGCCGUUAAUCUCCUUAUGCUUUUCUCCGUCGUCACCACUAACCUCUUCGCCUUAUACGCUUUCUCUUCUCAUUCACAAGCCAACUCGCCACUCAUCCAUCAGUCUCACAAUAUCUCACUCGUUUCUCAACAUCUCUCUCUUAUCCUCCGAGAGAUCGAUUCGUCGCAACGCAAGCUUGCGCAGAUGGAGAAACAGAUCCUUGGAUACGAAUCAAUCGAUAUCUCUAGACCAAACAUCGUCCCUGAGCUCAAACUAUUCCUCCAGCGUCAUCAGCUUCCGCUUGGCAAAGAUUCGCGUACCGGGAUCACUGAAAUGGUGUCGUCCGUUGGACAUUCGUGCGAAAAAUCUGCGGAUUUGCUCUCUUCGUAUAUGUCAUACAAAGUGUUCGAUAGAUGUCCCGAUGAUUGGAGUCUUGGCCAAAAGUUGAUUCUUCGUGCCUGCGAGCCGUUGCCGCGGAGGCGAUGUUUGGCUAAGACGGUGUAUAAGCAAGAUCUGAGUCGUGUUCCUGAUUCAUUAUGGAGAUCUGUUAGUAACAAGAGUGUUAACUGGAGUGGUCUUGGUUGCAAGAAUUUCGAUUGCUUGAAAGGUAAGAAACUUAGCCGGGAAUGCGUUGGUUGCUUUGAUUUGGGUUGUGAGAAAGAUAGGUUUGUGAAGGUUAAGGGGAAGAACGAUUUCUUGAUUGAUGAUGUGUUGGGUUUAGGAAACGGGAAAAUCCGGAUAGGGUUUGAUAUUAGUGGUGGAUCAGGGACUUUCGCAGCGAGAAUGGCUGAGAAGCACGUGACGAUAAUCACUAACACGUUGAACAAUGGUGCUCCGUUUAGUGAAUUCAUAGCUGCGAGAGGGCUUUUUCCCUUGUUCUUGAGUUUAGACCAUAGAUUACCUUUCCUUGACAAUGUGUUUGAUCUCAUCCAUGCUUCUAGCGGAUUAGAUGUCGAGGGUAAACCAGAGAAGCUAGAGUUCUUGAUGUUUGAUCUUGAUCGGGUUUUGAAACCCGGCGGGUUGUUUUGGUUGGAUAACUUCUACUGCGCUAGUGACGAAAAGAAGAAGGAACUUACUCGUCUGAUCGAGAGGUUUGGGUAUAAGAAGCUAAAAUGGGUUAUAGGAGAGAAAGCUGAUGCAGAAGUGCAUCUCUCGGCUGUUCUGCAAAAGCCAGUGAGAGGUUGA
This is a messenger RNA of Arabis nemorensis, 1233 nucleotides long. The record is from the annotation of a GenBank genome assembly. NCBI's taxonomy places the organism in Eukaryota, Viridiplantae, Streptophyta, Magnoliopsida, Brassicales, Brassicaceae.